CCGGCUUCGCCCCCGGCCUCUGGUGGCCCGGCCCCCGGCCACGACCAGCAUCACUUCCUCAGGUCCAGCGUCCGGCCGCAAAGCAAGAGGCUCAGGAAGGAUCCCCAGGCAUCCUGCGCGGCUGCUGGCGGAGCGGGCGGCGGUGGCGGCGCUGCCCCCACCGGGAAAGGAAAAGGUGCAGAUAAUGGUGGGACCUCAUCUAGCAACUCCUCAGGAAUUCCUUCCAGCACUCCAGCUGGCAAUUCAAAAUCAGCUGCAAGGAACCUGAGCUCAUCAACUGGAGAAAAGGAAGAAGGCAAGAAAGUUAGGCGUCAGUGGGAAUCCUGGAGCACGGAGGAUAAGAAUACAUUCUUUGAGGGCCUCUAUGAGCAUGGCAAAGACUUUGAAGCGAUUCAAAACAAUAUUGCCCUGAAGUACAAGAAGAAAAGCAAGCCUGCAAGCAUGGUGAAGAACAAGGAGCAGGUCCGGCACUUCUAUUACCGCACUUGGCACAAGAUUUCCAAAUACAUUGACUUUGAUAAUGUGUUUUCUCAAGGGCUGAAAAAAUCCUCCCUUGAGCUUUAUGGCUUAAUUUGUUAUGGGGAGCUCAGAAAGAAGAUUGGGGGCUGUAUGGAUGACAAAAAUGCAGCUAAACUCAAUGAGCUUAUCCAAGCUGGAGCUACAACGGUUCGCUACAAAGGCAGGAACCUUCGUAUCAAGGCACCCAUGUGUAGGGCUCUGAAGAAGCUCUGUGAUCCAGAUGGUAUAAGUGAUGAGGAAGAUCAGAAGCCUGUGCGUCUUCCACUGAAGGUCCCUGUGGAACUGCAGCCACGGAAUAACCAUGCAUGGGCCCGUGUGCAGAGUCUGGCCCAGAACCCACGUCUCAGAAUGAUUGUGGAGCUGCAUCGGAAGGUAUCCAGCCUCAUUGAGUUCCUGAAACAGAAAUGGGCUCUCCAUGAAGUGCGUGUUAGGAAAACACUAGCUGAAAGGCAGCUGCAAGAUUCCAGAGAUGCUGAAGCAAGCAGCAGCUAUUCAGAAGAGAAAACGAUGCUUCACCUCUUCCCAGGAGAGAAUUGUACGCUUACACCCCUGCCUGGGGUUGCCCGAGUAGUACACUCCAAAGCUUUCUGCACAGUGCAUUGGCAGGAAUCUGGCCGGUGCAAGCAGAGUACAAAGGAUGUCCACUUGCUGCCCCCUGCCCAAAUCUUGGGCAUACAGAGUGGUCAGGGAACAGCCAGAGGGCAGGUGAAAUACUCACGGGGGGCAGAAAAUAAAGGUGGAACCAAGCCUGAGAGUACUGCAGAAGUGAGUAGAAAUCCUCAGUUGACCCUUGAUCCCAUUGUGAGCACUGAAGAUUGCUCCCCAGAAGCUGGGCUUGCAGAAGGAGCAUCUUUGGAUCUCAGUGUCAUCAACAAUCUCAGCAAACCACCUGCUGGGCUUCAGGACCCAAGUGGGAGCCUUGAGAAGUCUGUUCCCAUGACUGAGAGCAUUGAGGCAGCUCCCGUCAUUGCCUUGUCCACUGAGGUAGACUCAAGCAGCACAAAGUGCAAUUGUGGCAGCCUCCCCCCGGAUUUGGAGGAACUCUCUCUGCUUGAUCCGUUCCCUCGUUACAUGAAGUCCUGCCAGGAUCUGAUUGUCCCUGAGAAGUGUCUUUGUGCAGACAAGCCAGACAAGAAAGAUGUUGCCUUGCCAGAAAGCUCCCCUCCCAGUGGGCUUUUUCCUGGCAGCACAGAGGCUGGCAACCUCAGUCCCACACAGCUGGUGAGUGGCAGGGUGGAAUUGCCCAGUUGUGGUCCAUCCACAUCUGAAACUCAGGCCUUCCACUGCUAUGGACAUCAAGCAGAACUGUGUGUUAAGGAGCUCUCUGAUGCAGUAAUGGAGGACUCUCCAGAGAAGCUCAACGCCUCACUGCCGCCGCCGCCGCCGCCUCCACCUCAGGGACAGAUGGUCACGAAGUCUCUCAAGGAUGACCCCAGCCGCCUUGCUCAGCAAGUCCGAGAAGAGGGAUGGAGCCUGCGGACCUCUGAAAGCCUUACCUUGGCUGAAGUCUACCUCAUGAUGGGCAAGCCGAACAAAUUGCAGCUAGAGUAUGAUUGGCUGACUGUCUUGGGGCAGGAAACCCAGGAUGCUGGGGAGCAGGUCUCUGAACCUAAAUCUGCUCCUCCAUCAGCCACUUUUCAUAAACAGAAACUCCUCAAUUGCCUCUUAAAACUCAUCUCUACUGAAGUUAACCCCAAACCAAUCCCCGAAAUGAAUUCCGUUGCAACAUCCCCUAUCAAGCCCAUUCAAGAGGAGCACGCUCUGACCCCCCCUGGAAAGGUGAUUGCCGUUAGCACCAGGAGUCCAGGCUGUGCUCGCAAUCAGCCUGCCCUCCAUAAGAAGACCUUUUCCCCCAGCGCCACUUCCAGCUCCUCAGGUUUGAGAAAUCCUUCUAAACCCCUCUUGGUGGCUAGUUCUUCAAGUUCCAGCAAUCCUGAUGCAGACGGUGGCCUCUUUGCCAUUCCCACAACCCUCCCACCGAACAGCAGGCACGGGAAGCUUUUCUUGCAAAGCAAAGAAGCAGACCUGAGCUUCCGCCAGCGUUUGGACACCAUCAGUAUGCAAUCUGAUUUCUUCUUGCCAAAGCCAAGAAAACUACGCAGCAGACAUCUGCGGAAGCCACUAGUUGUACAGAGAACGCUGCUUCCUAGGCCAUCGGAAAAUCCUUCCCAGCAUGUUUGUUCCUUUUCCAUCUUACCUAACUCCUCCAUAACAGGAAGAGGAUCUUUUCGGCCAAUCCAGUCUUCGCUGACUAAAGCUGCUGUGUCGCGUCCCAUUGUUCCCAAGAUUCUUCCAGCCCAAGCCACCAAUCGUCUGUCCAGUGCUAUUGAUCUGGCAGCUAAAUCUGCCGGUAUUAUCCCUGGCAGUCCUUUGCCACUUCUGGGAACCGAAGGCUUGCCAAGCGUUUCUCCGCUCUCACCAGAGGCAGUAACCACCGUGGUUGGAGGUCAAGAUUCCACAGUGGCACGUCAGAAUGGAGGCUCCGUAGCUACAGUGGCGGGUUCAAGCCAUGAAUGUCGGGUUCCUUUCCUUGGUCUACCAUCCCAGCCUGAGCAAGAGGCCAUUCCUGAUGGCUUCCAGGGAACACCAGUCCUUUCUCUGCCAGAGCUGCCUAAAACAUCUCUCCAGAAUGGUCUGUCUUCACCUCCACUUGCCUCCUCUGAGACUUCCAGUACCCGUCUGUCUCCUCCCAAUGUCUCUGCUCUCCUUGACAUCUCUCUUCCUGGACCCCCCGAGGAUGUUUUGUCUCAGGGAGAACCUGCUACUCAAAUCAGUGAUUCCAUCAUUGAAAUAGCAAUUAGCUCUGGCCAAUAUGGUGAGAACGUUUCUCUGUCCCCAGCCAAGCUGAAUGGCAGUGAUAGCUCCAAAAGUCUUCCAUCCCCCUCCUGCAGCCCCCAGCAGAGCUGGAUCGCCUCACCCAGCCAUGAUCCGCAGUGGUAUCCCAACGACUCCACUGACUCUUCGCUCAGCAGCUUAUUUUCAAGUUUCCUUUCUCCGGAGAAGGGCCGGAAAAUGUUGCCCACCUCAGUGGGCAACCCAAGCAGCACCUCCUUGUUGGGACCUGGUCUGCUGGAUGGGAAUUCACGGGAUUCUUUUGUCUCUCGGUCCAUGGCAGAUGUCGCUGAGGUGGUAGAUUCCCAGUUGGCCUGCAUGAUGAACGAGAACAGCAUAGAUUACAUAUCUCGUUUCAACGACCUUGCCCAGGAGCUCUCGAUCCCUGAGCCAACCCGCCGAGAGAUUCUCUUUGACGGAGGGAGUGGCGGCCCCCCCAUUGGCGACCUCUCUCAGUGAACGCAUCCCACCAGCUGGCUGGUGGGCACCAUUGAAUUGGCCAUAAGGUGGAGGAAUGAUGUCAUAGCUAUGCAGCUGAUUGGUUUUUUUCGUUGUCCUGGCUGGAGCAUGCUUGAGAAGGAGAGAGAUUUUUGUCUUCAACCUCCUAAGGUUCCUGGAAAGUGCAAUAUGCUGGGAACAAUACAACGUGGAGCAGUAUUAUAGGAAGUGACACGUCUAAGCUGGUGACAGGCCAAGUUUACAAGACAGCUCUGGGUUUAUGGUCUGAGCAAGAAGUCCUACAAGCUACAUUUUAGAUAGAAACCAAAACCGCUGUUGGGAUAUCCACAAAUAAGCUGAAAGGGGGGGUAAAUAGUGGUAUGUUUUGUUUGUGUUCCUUUUUAGAACUUUCUUUAAGAUGUGCCUCUCUUGAUCUGUCAUGGUUGUCUUGUGGGCAAGUCAGUUGAACUGGUACUCCUUGCGCUUUCUUGUCGCCCAGUGGCUAAAUUCCACAACGCUUUUACCAGAAUUCUUUCAUGGUUUCUUGCACUCAUUAACAUUCCAGCAUGGCAUGGGAGGGGAGAAAACCCUGCUUCUACUCCAUCUAUAAGAACUAGGAUAGGGUCAGAGGGAACCUUGGAAGGACAUAGUACUUACCCCGGUCUGCUCCUUUUUGACUGAACCUGCAUACCUUCUUCCCCAUCCUUAAAAGAAAAGCCAGCUGUCACCAAAGGGCUUCCAUUUUUCCUGUAAGGGCUAGAAACCUUAUUAAAGGGGCUCUGACUUACAAUACCAGGUAAACCUGUUCAUUCUUCUAGAAGAGGGUUUCUCAAACUCAGCAAC
Molecule: messenger RNA, 4632 nt
Organism: Python bivittatus (Burmese python)
Lineage: Eukaryota; Metazoa; Chordata; Lepidosauria; Squamata; Pythonidae
Source: RefSeq, a predicted model, not a curated record